CACGUGCGGGCCGCUCACACGGGGGGCUCCAGCCGGCGCCAUGAAGUGCGGCCGGCCUUUGGGCCUGCUCCUGCUCUUGGGUCUCGGUGCGCCGUCGGCCCAGCUUUUCAUCCCGCCUGGCAGGGAGAAGCCGGCGCCCUCUUCCGGCGACAGCGUCGUUACCGUUGCCGUAACCGCCCGCGAGGUGGGCACGGGAAACCUGAGCAGCAGCGCGACGCCGCUGAGUAUCGACGUGGAGGUGGAGGUGAUGGAGGGCACCGGCACCACGCCUGCCGCUACCCAGGCGACGGUAACCGUCACCGACACCCCGACCACGCAGCCGCUCAAGAUCGAGAUCGACAUGGAGAACGUGGCGGCGCAGGCCGGAGAGACGGCUGAGCCCAUGUGGCACGUGGUCAAGAUCAGUGGUGGCGCCGACGCCAAUGGCUUGGCGGUGACCGGGUUGCCGCCGCCGCCCGCCGCCACCAAGGAGGUGGAGGAGGUGUUGGUGAAGCUGACGCCGGCCACCGAGGAGACUCUCAGCAACAGCACGGCCGGUAGCACCGCUUUCUCGCCUUCAAGCACCACACCCACGUCUGCUCCCAAGGGCACCAGUCGCCCGGUCGACCAGCCGGAGCCCACCGGCGUGCCAGGCCAGGCCCAGCAGCAGCAGCUGAAGAAAGGCCACCGCCACGAGGAGGGGGAGUCGCGGACAAAGCCGGUGAAACAGCAGAGUGAAGCCGAGGAGGGGGGCGAGCCUGAGAAACCCAAACCUGAAAACACCAGCAGGAAAUCCAAACCCAGCAGUCCUGAUAAGGAGAAAAUGCUCAUCGUCGAGGAGGGGGAAGGCACUUUGCCGCCUCUCUCCAUCACCGAGACCUCACAAGUUUACCUCCUCAUAAAAGAAGUUGAUGUGGACUCUAAUGAAUUCCAGAGGGAGACCGAAAUUCCUGUGACGAGUCAAAUUCUUACCACGGAUACAGCCACCAGUGCCGAAACCAUCAUCACCCAAUUUACGGGCACUACCGUUAGUUCCAUAGUCUCUGAGACCGAUGAAACAGUCAUUAAUAUCGAUGACAAAGGCAUUCGCGUUGAGGAAAAAGUUGAGAAAACGAUAACUUCCAACCCAGAGUUCAAGGAAAUGUACAUUGAGCAACUGGUGGAUCACUUUAGUUUCAGUGCCCACCGAAAGACUUAUCGUCAGCGAUACCUUAUAACAGAUCAAUUCUGGCUCAAAAGCAUUGGACCAAUAUUCCUUUAUACUGGAAAUGAAGCUGAUAUAUGGGACUUUGCUAAAAACUGUGGCUUCAUCUCUGAACUAGCAGCAGAGCAGCAGGCUUUGGUCAUUUUUGCUGAACAUCGAUACUAUGGCAAAUCCCUUCCUUUUGGCAAGAAAUCAUAUGAGAGAAUAAACAUCGAAUUUUUGACAGUAGAGCAAGCUAUAGCAGAUUAUGUUCUACUUGUUACAAAAGUGAAAUCAGAGCUUGAUGCUGAAAACUGUCCUGUGAUUGCAUUUGGUGGCAGCUAUGGAGGAAUGUUAAGUGCAUAUAUUAGAAUUAAGUAUCCUAAUAUUGUGGAAGGUGCUCUGGCAUCAAGUGCACCUGUCAUGUCUGCUGCAAAUAUUGGAGAUAGUCGGCAGUUUUUUCAUGAUGUCACUACAGAUUUUGAGCGGGUUUCACCUGAUUGUGUUUCAAAAAUCCGAGAAGCUUUUCAAGAACUGGAAAAGUAUACACAGCAACAAGCAUGGAACAAAAUUGGCAAUGAACUAUCUUUGUGUAAGCCAUUGAAAUCAAAAAAAGAAGUUGAUCACCUAUACGAAUGGGCACGAAAUGCUUUUACAUAUUUAGCGAUGUUUAACUACCCAUAUGAGACUGAAAUGGGAUUGCAUUUUCCAGCAAACCCAGUGGAUGUUGCAUGCCAUUACAUUAUUCAGAAGAGUGAACUUAUUGGAGGCUUACUAUCUAUAUUAAGUAUGUUUUAUAAUUCGACGGGGACAAAAAAAUGCUUUGAUAUCUAUACUGAGUAUCAACAUUGUGCUGAUCCGACAGGUUGUGGCUUGGGCUCUGCAAGUCAAGCAUGGGAUUUCCAGGUUUGCACAGAGGUAAACCUACUGUACGAAACCAACAAUGAGACCGAUAUGUUCCCAGUGCUUCCCUUUACUGAAGGAAUGAGGAGGAGUUAUUGUCACAGUAAAUGGGGUGUAUAUCCCAAUACAGAAUGGUUAAAAAUCCAGUACUGGGGAGAAGAUUUUAAAGCAGCAAGCAAUAUAAUAUUUUCUAAUGGUGACUUGGAUCCAUGGGCAAAUGGUGGUGUACUCAGAAAUAUGACCCCUUCUGUGGUUGCUUAUAUUAUAGAGGGAGGAGCACAUCAUCUCGACCUGAGAGCAUCUAAUCCAGCUGAUCCACAAUCAGUUACUAUAAUUCGUAAAAGGGAAUCAAGUAUCAUCAGUGAAUGGGUGAAAAAGUAUCAGCGUCAUUCAGUUUGACAAGUUAGAUGUGACAUCUGAUAAGAGUAGGA
Messenger RNA from Mobula hypostoma (lesser devil ray), 2496 nucleotides. RefSeq names its product dipeptidyl-peptidase 7 (gene dpp7). Gene Ontology annotation, biological process: proteolysis. Gene Ontology annotation, molecular function: serine-type exopeptidase activity; dipeptidyl-peptidase activity. Gene Ontology annotation, cellular component: vesicle. The transcript is spliced from 12 exons. Lineage: Eukaryota; Metazoa; Chordata; Chondrichthyes; Myliobatiformes; Myliobatidae. Bases 41 to 2464 code for a protein of 807 amino acids. The record is from RefSeq and is a predicted model, not a curated record.